AUGUCACACUCACUGUAUAGAUCCGAGGACGUCUCUUUGGUGCAGUUAUACCUGCCAACAGAGUCCGUCAGGCCUGUAAUGUUGGCAUUGGGGGAAUUGUCAACUAUUCAUUUCAAAGAUCUAAAUAAAGAUGUCGUAACGUUCCAUAGGUCUUUUGUUCGAGAGAUUCGACUUUUAGAUGAAGCUGAACGUCAACUACGUUAUCUUCACUCAGAAAUUGCUUUAAACAGCAUCGAAAUUCCAGAACAUCAUCUUCCUACAAAUUAUGAAUUUACUCUAGAAACGACCGCAAUCGAGGACAUAAUUGAAAAGAUCUCUCGAUUGGAAUUGCGCGUUAGACAGCUAGUGGAGUCAAGCCGAAGUCUGAACGCAAACUAUCUUCAACAAAUGGAGUACUCAAACGUAUUAUCUAAAGUUGAUGCGUUCUUUGCAAAAAGCACCAAUGCCCAUAACCCUUUUGAUAUCAAUGCUGACAGUGGAUCCAUGAUGGUUGGAGAAGACGAUGCCACUGCUCCUCUUAUUGAAAACGCUUUAGAAUUAGGAACCACGGGCUCUUUUAACAGUGAAGAUACUAAUGCUCGAACUUCCGUUUCACUUGACUUUGUUACCGGUAUUAUCCCCUCUGUGAAGUUUCAGUUUUUGGAACGUAUCCUUUGGCGUACUCUCCGUGGUAACCUCUAUAUUUACCAAACUCGUGCCGAUGAAUCUGUUAUUCAUGGAUCUGAAGAUGUAGAAGAAAAAACAGUGUUUUUAGUUUUUGCCCACGGUACUCAAAUUCUGUCGAGAAUACGUAGAAUCUCAGAAAGCUUAGGCGCAACUCUCUUUUCCGUUGACGAAGAUUCCUCCAUCCGCACCGGACAAGUUCAGCAGAUAAACGGGAAUAUCAGUGACAUUUUCGCUGUCCUGGAAAACACUCGCUCUGCUCUUUAUACAGAACUUGCUUUUAUUGCAGGGCAUAUCUCUUCCUGGGAAUCGAUUUUACAUAAGGAUAAAACUGUUUACCAGGCUAUGAAUUUAUUUAGUUAUGAUCAAAACCAUAAAUGCCUUAUCGCCGAAGGGUGGUGCCCAACCGCUAAUCUUCCUUUGGUACAAAAAACACUUCGUGAUGUGUCCGAUCUGGUUGAUUCUCAAGCACCCUCUAUUUUAAAUAUCAUUCGCACUAAGGAAACACCUCCUACCUAUUUCCGAGUCAAUAAGUUUACUGAAGCUUUUCAAUCACUAAUUGAUUCUUAUGGUGUGGCUACUUAUCGCGAGGUAAACCACGGAAUCGUUGCCAUUGUUACAUUUCCUUUCCUGUUCGCUAUCAUGUUUGGUGACUUAGGCCAUGGUGCAAUAAUGGCUGCUGUAGCUCUAAUGUUUAUAAUGAACGAAAAAUCCCUGGCAGCCAAGAAGGAUAUGGAUGAAAUCCUAGGCAUGAUCUUUUAUGGUCGUUAUAUGGUACUUUUGAUGGGUUUAUUCUCUAUGUACGUUGGUUUCAUUUAUAACGAUUUAUUCAGUAAGCCAAUGUCUCUCUUCACUUCUCGUUGGGCAUGGCCUGUAAAGAGUGAAGAUACCAAUGCCAGAGCGAUUCAAACCGGAACAUAUCCGAUAGGCAUUGAUCCUGCUUGGCAUAGCGCAGACAAUAAUCUUUUGUUUAUGAAUUCUUAUAAAAUGAAGGUUUCCGUUGUUAUCGGUGUUAUUCAUAUGACUUAUUGUCUCUUCCUUUCUUUAUCGAAUUAUCGAUUUUUUAAACGCAAGUUGGACAUAUAUGCCGUUUUCCUUCCAUCUCUUAUAUUUUUGGAAGCAAUUUUUGGAUAUCUCGUCAUUACCAUUAUAUAUAAAUGGGGUGUCGAUUGGAAAGGUAAUGACUGGCAGCCUCCUAGCUUACUAAAUAUGCUCAUUCUCAUGUUUUUAUCACCUGGAAAAAUCGAAGAGCCCUUGUUUAGAGGACAAAAACAAUUACAAAUUAUUCUUGUGCUUGCUGCCUUAAUUUGCAUUCCAUGGCUCUUGUGUGCCAAGCCUUACUUGUUAUGGCGAGAACAUCGCCAGCAAGAAGUCCGCUAUCUAUCAGUCAAUGAUUCGCAAAAUGUUGAUGAAGAAGCCUUGCUUGAUGCUGAGAAUGAGGAGCCUCAAGAGGAAGGGUUCGAUUUCGGUGAAAUUAUCAUUCAUCAGGUCAUCCACACCAUUGAGUUCUGCUUGGGUUGUAUUUCCCAUACUGCUAGUUACCUUCGUUUGUGGGCUUUAUCACUUGCUCACAACCAGCUUUCAAGUGUUUUGUGGAAUAUGACUUUAGCUAACGCAUUUCAAAUGACCGGAGUAGUAGGCUCCAUUUUUAUUGUAAUUCUCUUCGCAUUUUGGUUUAUAGUUACAUGCCUAGUUUUGGUGGCUAUGGAAGGUACUAGUGCCAUGCUUCACAGUCUUCGUCUUCACUGGGUGGAAGGUAUGUCAAAACAUUUUGAAGGUGAAGGUUACGCUUUUACUCCUUUCACCUUUUUGCAGUCGGCGGCUGAGUGA
Messenger RNA from Schizosaccharomyces osmophilus, 2493 nucleotides. RefSeq names its product V-type ATPase V0 subunit a (gene vph1). The record is from RefSeq and is a predicted model, not a curated record. The transcript is spliced from 3 exons. Gene Ontology annotation, biological process: vacuolar acidification; proton transmembrane transport. Bases 1 to 2493 code for a protein of 830 amino acids. Gene Ontology annotation, cellular component: fungal-type vacuole membrane; vacuolar proton-transporting V-type ATPase complex; vacuolar proton-transporting V-type ATPase, V0 domain. NCBI's taxonomy places the organism in Eukaryota, Fungi, Ascomycota, Schizosaccharomycetes, Schizosaccharomycetales, Schizosaccharomycetaceae. Gene Ontology annotation, molecular function: ATPase binding; proton-transporting ATPase activity, rotational mechanism.